AUGCCCCGCCUGCCCCCGGAGAUCUGGAUGAUCAUCUUCGAGCACCUGCCGGCCUCCUUCUUCCAGCGCGACAUCCGCCGCCUCAUGGUGAGCAAGAGCUGGUACAGCCUGGCGCUGCCGGCCUUCUACCCGCGCAUCGAGUUCACGCCGCGGGUGAUCAGCCGGCUGGUGCACCGCAAGACCGCCAGCCUCAGCAGGACCCGCAGCCUGCUCCGCAAGACCCUCCGCAGCGUCAACAUCGUGCUCGACCCGGGGCUCGGGCUGUAUCCGCCCGGGGUCCGGGGCGGGCGGGUCGUCGGGGGCGACCCGAAAACGGCGUGCUUCAACACGCCGUCCAACCUGACCCGCUUCGGCCGCAUGCUGCUCGACUUCGGCGCGCUCACACACGUGCGCUUCACCGCGUACUGGCCGAACCGCGAGUGGCGCGCCGACCCGCUGCAGGCCAACUACCUGAGCACGAGCAGCCUGCGGCCGUACCUCCACCUGGCGCUGACGACGCAGCACGUGGCCUCGCUGGACCUGGAUCUCUGCGGGACCAACAUCACCGACGACGACGGCCGCGCGGUGCAUUUCUGCUGGCAUGUGCGGCCGCUGCUGUCGCGGCUGCGGUCGCUGAGGCUGCGGCUGCGGCGCAUCUGCCACGAGGCGCUCUGGCCGCUCGACGACCAGCCCGUGACGCUCGGCGAGAUCUCGCUGAACCUCUACCUGGGGCGGGUGUCGGACCACAACCCCAAGCUCAAUGCGAGCUGGUCGUGCGACUCCUCCUCCUCGGGCUUGGGCCGUACGUGGGCGCGGGCGAACCCGAUGGACGAGAUGCGCGGGACGAUGAAGCCGUUGGUGAGGGAGAUGGCGGAGCCCCGGCGAGCCGAGAUUGUGCACCUGGCCCCGAACGGCGAGAUCCACAUCUGGGAUGCCGCGACAGAUGCUUGCGUCAGGGACGUGUCCGAGAAGCCGAGGCGGUUCCCCGCGUGUUUCGAUGUUGACCCUGGGAGACCUUGCUUCUCGGAAGAUGUAGAUGACUGGGACGGUGGCGCUGGUGCUGUUAGCCCUGGGGAUCUGUCCGAUGGGGAAGGUUCCGAGGAACUAGAUGACCUCGAGGAACCGGAGGAACCGGAGGUGAUGGAUGGAGUGGUUGAACUGGACGGGGUGGAGGAUGCUGGCGCGGAGGACAUUCAUAUGCUCUGA
Messenger RNA from Chaetomium strumarium, 1185 nucleotides. RefSeq lists its product as uncharacterized. The record is from RefSeq and is a predicted model, not a curated record. The transcript has a single exon. NCBI's taxonomy places the organism in Eukaryota, Fungi, Ascomycota, Sordariomycetes, Sordariales, Chaetomiaceae. Bases 1 to 1185 code for a protein of 394 amino acids.